AUGACCUCAGCCACUCCACCCUCAUCUGAAGGCUCCUCCCCUCAGAAAGUAUGCCACUCCCAGACACAGACUGACAUCACCAAGCCCCUGCUGGGCUCCCCAGCGGGGACCGGAGUUGCUGGUGCAGGUGGAGGAGGAGCACUAGCCGGAGGGCCCAAUGCUCUGCGAAGGAGGCGCCGCGUCCUCUCCAAAGACGGCCGAAGCAAUGUGCGCAUCGAGCACAUAAGCGGGCGAGGGGCGCUCUACCUCCGCGACCUAUGGACCACUUUCCUGGACAUGCAAUGGCGCUACAAGUUCUUCCUCUUCUCUGCCACCUUUGCUGGGACCUGGUUUGUGUUCGGAGUGUUUUGGUACCUGGUGGCAUUGGUGCAUGGAGAUCUACUGGAGUUUGACCCCCCCUCCAACCAUACUCCAUGUGUAAUGGAGGUGAAGACCCUGACGGGAGCCUUCCUCUUCUCUCUGGAGUCUCAGACCACAAUUGGCUAUGGUUUCCGGUGCAUCACCGAGGAGUGUCCUGCCGCCAUUAUCCUGCUCAUCUUUCAGCUGGUCAUCACCAUGGUGAUGGAGAUUUUCAUCACCGGCACUUUCCUUGCGAAGGUCGCUCGUCCCAAGAAGAGAGGCGAGACAGUGAAGUUUAGUCAACACGCUGUUGUGGCAAAUCAUGAGGGCCGGCCCUGCCUCAUGAUCCGAGUGGCCAACAUGCGCAAAAGCCUGCUGUUAGGAUGCCAGGUGACGGGGAAGUUGCUUCAGACGUCCCUGACAAAGGAGGGCGAGACUGUGAGGCUGGACCAGCGAAAUGUGCCUUUCCAGGUGGACACGUCGACCGACAGCCCCUUCCUCAUCAUCCCCCUGACUUUCUAUCACAUCAUUGACGACAACAGCCCCCUCAGGGCCUGGGCAGUAAAAGGUGGUGGUUGGACAGACCCGGAGCUGGCUGACUUUGAGCUGCUGGUGAUAAUGAGCGCCACGGUUGAGCCGACCUCUGCUACCUGUCAGGUUCGAACAUCCUACCUUCCGGACGAGAUCCUGUGGGGCUACGAGUUUCCCCCCGUCGUCUCCCUGUCUCCCUCAGGGAAAUAUGUGGCUGAUUUCGCCUUCUUUGACAAAGUGGCCAAAACCAAAACCCCGCCGCUCUUCAAGCAGGCCCUGCCACCGAGCCCGCCAUCACAGGCGUCACAUCACCACGGCGGCAAGGAGGCCGGGACGGACCCAGAGAAGAUGCGACUGGAGGAAAACUACAGGGUGGAACAGAAGGGGCGUGACAGGGGGCGCAUUAGAGAUAGCAGCCCACAUAGUGUGCGUAUUAGUAAUGUGUGAAGGAAGAGAGAGACAGGAAGUGGUAACGGAAAGUUGAUUUGAAACUGAGAUAUGGUUUGGCAGGAAGAAAAGAAAAAAGCUGCUCACAAUAUCUCAUAAAAACAUCCCCUCCAUUUGUGCACAAACCACUCCGCCUACACAUAUGAGACAAAAGUACAACACCUUGAACCACGAGUCUGAAAAUGUCUGCAACCACCUUCAGAGGAAGCAAGUUACAAACCCAACAUGUACAAAUGUACAGCACAACAUCAAGUCAUCCAUAGAGACAUUUACUACUCUUAUAUUCAUUUUUCUUUUUUUUUCGGAAAGGACUUGAUUUACUGUAACUGGAGGAUGCUUUAAACACUGCAAAAUCCUUCAUCUUAUCAAGUCAUUUCUGUCGAUAAUUUAGCAACGGGCAUAACUUUGGGUUCAACACUGCCAACAUUGGGUUGAGAAAUUAUUUGUGACAAAGACUUAAUUUUCUGCAUUCUGGUGAAUUUUUCUGCAACAAUUUGUGCCUUUUCUGCAUCAAUUAAUGGUGCAAAAGCCUUC
This is a messenger RNA of Perca flavescens (yellow perch), 1851 nucleotides long. It is a transcript of the gene kcnj10a, whose product is annotated as potassium inwardly rectifying channel subfamily J member 10a. NCBI's taxonomy places the organism in Eukaryota, Metazoa, Chordata, Actinopteri, Perciformes, Percidae. The transcript has 5 exons. The record is from RefSeq and is a predicted model, not a curated record. The coding region runs from base 1 to 1317 and encodes 438 amino acids. Gene Ontology annotation, biological process: regulation of monoatomic ion transmembrane transport; potassium ion import across plasma membrane. Gene Ontology annotation, cellular component: plasma membrane. Gene Ontology annotation, molecular function: inward rectifier potassium channel activity.